Neoarthrinium moseri is the source of this 5559-nucleotide messenger RNA. RefSeq lists its product as uncharacterized. The record is from RefSeq and is a predicted model, not a curated record. The transcript is spliced from 6 exons. Bases 1 to 5559 code for a protein of 1852 amino acids. NCBI's taxonomy places the organism in Eukaryota, Fungi, Ascomycota, Sordariomycetes, Amphisphaeriales, Apiosporaceae. Gene Ontology annotation, cellular component: trans-Golgi network.
AUGUCCGAGAGAAAGAACGCCGAGGCUGGCCCUGCGCGACACACUCAUUCCGUCCCUGUAGCUUCGUUCCCUACGCACAACUCGCCGCGAACAUGGUUCCUAACCUCGGCCCUGACCCCGCUGGCCAUUAGGUUGAUUCGCAAGCUGCUCGACCAUGGCGACAACGUUGUGGCCAUCCUGCCGCCACACGAGCUCGAGCACGAAGAUCGCAAUGCCGAGUUCCGGGAGCUUAUCAGCGAAUGCAAGAGCAACCGCAAAGACCGCGAGGGCUGGUUAGGGCGCAUUCGGCCGAUCCCUGUUGUCGGGACCGUUGAGGAGCUCUCCACCACUCCCGCAACGCAGAAUCUGGUGCGCGACCAAUUUGAGUCCAUCUUUUUCUCGCAGGUCAACUUCAUAAAAGCCGCGCUCCCACUCCUUCGAGCGCAGCACACCGGCCAUGUCCUGAUUCUCACGAGCAUCGGUGGCCACAUUGGGACACCGGGGAUGGGUAUUUACACGGCCGCGACCUGGGCCCUCGAGGGAUUUUGCGACUCCCUGGCGUACGAGAUCGCCCCCUUCAACAUCAAAGUUACAAUCGUGCAGCCGCACAAGGAGAUACAGUCACUGACGAACAAGAUCGUUUUCUCACCGCAGCUGCCUCACUACGACAGUGACAACAAUCCCGCACCCAGCGUGCGGGAUAUUCUGACAAAUGUCCUGAACUUGAAUCCGGAAACGGCCGUGGAGGCGUCCGAAGACGAGAUCAUUCACCGCUACCCCAAACUACCGGCGUCAGCUAUCGACAAACUGGUACAGGAAACGGUAAAUGCCUUGACUGCCAUCGGCGGCAACGAAAACCCACCUGCGCGGCACAUCGUGGGGUUUGAGGGAGCAGAAGCAGUAAAGGAAAAGCUGAAGACAGUCACGGAGGAAUUAGAGGACUUCGUAGAAGCGAGCCUCGCCGUCGAUAUCUUCGAGAGUGAGCUCAAGGCAGAGGCGAGGCAGGGUAAGACUCACUGUCCCAUUGGCCCAGCCUGGAAGGCGGCGCACGAGGCUUCAUGGAGCGUCUCCUUGUCACAAUCCGAGUACUGUCAAUUGAUGCUGCGUGUCAUAUGCGCCGAGUGUCAGAGAGAGUGCAACCCCGGCCAAAAAUUUGGCAAUACUCAGCCUACCAAGAACAGCUCUCGCCCGGUGCUUAGACAGAGCACCCGCGACCUGGCCGUCUGCCACUUGACCGCUUGUUUCGUGCUAUACUCUCUGCUACCCAUCGCUCCGGCGAGGGUGCGAGCCUUGGUGAUACCCGUUGGCCAGAUCAAGAGGGAAAGGUUCUCCUCCUUCAUCGAACGGUUGAACCAGGAGCAUGUCGUUCACCUCCGCGACAUCAGCGCCGACGGGCGCCCGAAUCGAAACAUGUUUUCGCCCCUAGCCUUCCCCGACGGUGCCAUAUUCUACGACCUCAUAACACACGUGCCGCCACCCUCGCACCUCGCCCUCUCGCCGUUCGACCUCUAUCGAGAACCACUCGCCGUUAUUGCCAUCGCUGAUGGUGCCGAACUCGAAAAGGCCGCCUUUAGCAAGAGGCAAUCCGCCAAUGCGCCGACCUUGACUGAAAGAAAUAUACGGACGCUCUAUCAAGAGCUGGAAGAGCUCAGGGACUCCCACGCGAAAGCGCUCACACACCAGGUUUUGAUUUUCGACUACACGCAACCAGGGGAACAUGCCAUCCCUAUACCGGAAGGGGUCAAGACCAUACCGCCAGUGGCGCAAUCUAUAAGGACGACCAUGAAAACCGUCAUGUGUGACAUCUCAUCCCUGUUAUUGGCAGAGAUGACGACGCUGGCAAAGUCAUACGAGGCCAUGACAGUGAUCGACUCCCCUGGGCAUACUUCAAGGCCACAGAUGAACGGCUCGUCAUACACCGUUGAGGAUACGAAUCACACGCGUCGGAAUUCACAAUUCGCAGUUCCUACCGUGACAAGGUCGGUAUCGUCUAGCGGUGCAGUGGAUAAGGCCCAGGCCCGCAUGUCUAUGCCAGUAUUCAAGGGUUUGCCCUUCGGCUCGAGCAGUUCGACUCCAACCAACCGCCCAACGACCCCGGUGCGGAGCGGCUUGUCCCAUCCUCCUACCACUUUCGACGAAAUGACAAAUGGCAGUAACCCAGAUGUCUCCAGCCCGGAACAGCAGUCCCCGUCAAGACCUGGGACCGCGGAGGGCUCCAAGUCCUCAUCUCAGGACAAAGUCGCUGUGCAAGGCUUUGGGCCCGGAGGUUUGAACGAAAGGUGGCGCAAUAAAGGAAAAGGUCGCGUUACAGUUCUGGUAGGAUCCUUAUACUUGCAAGCUGGCCGUUGGAUCGACGCUCUGAGAGAAUUGAGUGAAGGUGCUACAAUCGCCAAGUCUAUCAAUGAUCACUUAUGGCACGGGAAGGCGCUUGACCUAAUCACAACCUGUCUUUUCCUGCUCGGGUGGGCGGGUGUCGAGUUUCAGGUACCGACGAUAUGCCUGUCACCUGAGAAGCCCAACAAAGCGCCAGAGGUGGAGGAGGUCCUUUCGGAGCAGCCCAGACAUCUGCGCAAUCUACAAGCCAUCCUUCCGGAGCUGCUCGAAAGAAUCGUUGCCCUCUAUUCACGUAUUUCUGGCGAGCAACUGCCACCACUCCCCAUGUCAGAGACGGUGAUUCGGUUCUGCAGCACCAUGACCGCCUUGCACAUAUGCGACGGCAGAUUGGAUAAGAAGUUUCUGGAUAUAGUGGUCUCUGGGAAAUCUCCCGAGACACCUUUGACUACUUCUCCUCGGUUGGGCAUCACACCAAGUCGAACCCAGAUCGCCGGUCUCCUAUUUAGAGCAUUCCCCUCUUCUGCUCCUGAGGUAAUCACUACAGUGGAUCGGGCACUUGUUCUUAGCGGGAUUGCGUCAGUCAUGGGAACCCUGGGGUAUCACAGGAAGAAGGCUAUGGUUGUGCGAGAGCUAGUAGGUGUCCUUAUUGGUGGCCUGAUUGAAGCUCGUACACGUGGGGCCGCAGAAGUCGGCAUUCAUCCAGCAGCUGGCUUGGUGGCUUUGGAUGCGGUCAAUGGCCGUAGCAAUGGUGCCGGGGCUCUUGAGCUCGGCGAGGGAGACAUAGAACACGGCAUCCAUGCCUUCUUGGGGAUUCUAUGCAAGACAUACGGUGUCGUUGGCUUCAACGGCACCCUCAAGUCGAAUUUCAAGCCGCCGGCCGGUGACAGUGACAGCGAGGUCAUUGCGAGAAUUCAGAACCAGUCCAUGGCUAGACACUAUGGAGUUCAAGACAUCAAGCUAAAUGUCCUGCGAGCUUGUAUCAACUUUUCUGAGGCCCUUCCGGAUUUCGAUGGCGUCCUGAAGUUCUCAGCCGAUCUACUGCGCACCGCAGGAAAGGGUGUCGCACCCGGAUCCCGACGGGAGGAUGCAGCGCCAAUAAUAGCACGAGAAGAGCAAAUUCGACUGACCAAUAAUAUCGCCAAGACGUCUGAGUUAUCCAAGAGGUUGGGCCUGGGACACCUCUCGGCUGAGUUUUGGGACGAGUUCCUCAUACGAGGCAUAUCGCUGGAUCCUCUGCAGCCAACGAGAGCGCCAGUGCCACACGCGAAGAGCGUUCUGCCAGGUGCGAACACUGCACGUGCCUCACAGGAUGUUGAUCCCUUCAUAUACAACCCAUUCCUCAGGACAUCAGACAAGGCCGUGGUUGAGCGCACCCUUGUCACCGGAGAAGCGGCCACUUUCCGCAUCACACUGCAGAACCCAUAUGACAUUGAUGUUGAUAUUGAAAGUAUCAAACUCGACACAGAAGGGUCCGCAUUUGAGUCGUCCGUGGAGUCCACGGUCAUUGGACCUUAUCGGACACAGAUACUGAAGAUUCUUGGGACACCCAGAGAGGCUGGUGCCUUCAAAAUCACAGGCGCUAUUGUGCGGGUUCGGGGAUGCCGCGAAAGGAGGUUCCCCAUCUUCCCUCAGGCGUGGGUGGCCGAUACGGAGAUCAAGAUCAAAGGCAUAGGGCUGUCAUCGAUUGAAAAGACCUACAGCGCCUAUGAGGGAAAACAUUUGGCCCGGCCCGGCCCAGAUCUGAAGACCGAAACCAUGAGCUUGAGUGCGAUAUCUGCUCAGCCUAUUAUUGCUGUAAAGUCGACGACGCUGCCACAGUCGGCCAUAAUGAUUCUUGAAGGCGAACGACAGGUGUUCUCCGUCACUCUGCAAAACCUGUCGAAUGAGACACCGGCAGACCUGCUGCUAUUUUCCUUCCAAGAUUCGACACAAGCUCCUCUCCAGACAGCUUUGACGAAUCGAGAUGCGACUCCGGGUGAGCUUUACGAGUAUGAGCUUGUCCUCGCGAAGAGGCGAGCUUUGCGUCUGCGUAAAAUCGACGACUCCGAGAGAUACAUAGCGCCAGGCGGCACGAAGACCUUUGAAUUUGAGAUCCUGGGCAAGCCAGGACUCACCAAUGGGACCAUCCAGAUCGAUUACGCCUACCUGGGUGUACCUCCCGACGAGGUCAAGGACAAGUUUCACACUCGUCAAGUCUGCUUAGAUGUGAUGGUAACAGUCAAUGCCAGCGUGGAGCUUGCGAGGAUGGAUAUAUUGCCUAUUCAAGGAAACGUCCCGCGAGCUCUAUGGAAACGUCUGGGUGUCAACGACACGGGAGAGGAUUCGGCGGAACUCGACAAAUAUUGCCUUUUGCUCGUUGACCUGCGGAACGCCUGGCCAAGUCACAUGCAAGUCUGUCUCGAAGCCGAAAAGGGCUUCACGAUCGAAGAACACAUCCUCCCUGGCAACACGAACCGUGUGGUGUUCCCCAUCCCACGUGUAUACCUCGAGGACCCGCAUGCAGCGAUACCGGCACUCAACCCGUCUCGCAAACGUCAGUUUGUCGUGAGCACGAGCAAGAUCACGCCCGAGACGGAGCGGGCCAACCGCGAAGCCUUUUGGUUCCGCGAGCGUAUCCUUGACACCCUACGGGCUACAUGGAAGACAGUGUCCGGACCUGCGAGGGAAGGCAACGUCGAGCUACGUAGUAUUCGGUUGACGCCUCGCAUGAUCGAGGCUGUCAAGAUCGACGAGGUCGGCAUCGAACUGGCUGUGGUGUCGAGCUUGAAUGAUGGCUCCCAAGGGGAGGACAACAUUGUCUUCGUGGACGAGUUUGCCCAGAUCAAGGCCACUGUGACAAAUCGCACGUCGCAACCGAUUUACCCGACUCUGCGCCUCAUGCCCGCACUGUGUCACCGGCCGCUCAGUGUGGCGUUGGACUCAACGCGCAGGCUGGCGUGGAACGGCACCUUGCAGCAAUGUCUGCCCAUGCUUGAUCCCAAGGCAUCCGCCGAGGUGCUCAUCGGCGUGACUGCCCUAUGUAGGGGUGAGUUCGAGUUCAUGGCCAGCGUGGAAGAAACGCGGCUGUUUACACCACCCGACGAAACCCCCAAGGAAUCUGGGGGGAGGAAGGGCGCCCGGCCACGGUCAGAUACCCAGACGAUGAUGGACGCGGUGCUCGGGCCCCGGGAGAGGCGGAUCUGGCACUCGAGGCACAGGUGCCUUGUCAGCGUCAAGGACGACGAGGACGAUGAUGACGAAGAUUAG